AUGAACGAACGGCUAGAAGACCCUCUGCACUGGUUUGAGCACAAUUUUGGGCCUAACAAUUAUGCGUUCUUGGAAGGAUUUUAUGACUGGCUAUUGAUCAAGAUACUGGCCGCAAAGAGAAGUGCAGAGGGCAGGACACAUUGGACAUGCCAAACCCAAAGCGUGGUCUUGGAAAAAACCUUUUUGCAACCAUCGCAUCCAGCAUCGGGUGGCCCACCAAUAGAGACCCGGAUGUGCCCCAUCACACCGUCCAGGGUGCUCGCGCGGCAAUGGGCCAACCACUGUGGGCGGUGA
This is a messenger RNA of Aphanomyces astaci, 294 nucleotides long. RefSeq lists its product as hypothetical. The record is from RefSeq and is a predicted model, not a curated record. Lineage: Eukaryota; Oomycota; Saprolegniomycetes; Saprolegniales; Verrucalvaceae. The coding region runs from base 1 to 294 and encodes 97 amino acids. The transcript has 2 exons.